Drosophila serrata is the source of this 370-nucleotide messenger RNA. RefSeq lists its product as uncharacterized. Lineage: Eukaryota; Metazoa; Arthropoda; Insecta; Diptera; Drosophilidae. The record is from RefSeq and is a predicted model, not a curated record.
AUGCGGUCCCAAGUGCAGUUCCGUUUUGGCCAACUGCUAAUAGUGGCUUGUGCUCUGCACUUAGUGAUUUCCCAAGAUUUUGACUAUUGCAGCGAGGACCCGGGGGAUGAUGUCACAUCGGAUUGCCCUGGGAAAGAUGAUUAUUUCGCUGUGGAAGUCAAUGAGGGCUGCAAGGAGCGUUUUUAUUGCUUCCGGCGACUGAACCAGACCUGCAAUGAUUAUCAGGCAGAAAGCCAGUGCGAGAGGGGUCUCUCUUGCUCCUGCGGCAGGUGCAUGAAUUGCGAUAAGCACGACAGAUGCUACAUGGAGCUAUGCCCUCACUACGAAACCCGAAAAAAUUGCCCAUGAAAUGCCCGUACCGCCCCUGGAC